Messenger RNA from Pipra filicauda (Wire-tailed manakin), 2846 nucleotides. It is a transcript of the gene ERGIC1, whose product is annotated as endoplasmic reticulum-golgi intermediate compartment 1. The transcript is spliced from 10 exons. Gene Ontology annotation, cellular component: endoplasmic reticulum; Golgi membrane; endoplasmic reticulum membrane. Gene Ontology annotation, biological process: endoplasmic reticulum to Golgi vesicle-mediated transport; retrograde vesicle-mediated transport, Golgi to endoplasmic reticulum. The record is from RefSeq and is a predicted model, not a curated record. NCBI's taxonomy places the organism in Eukaryota, Metazoa, Chordata, Aves, Passeriformes, Pipridae. The coding region runs from base 76 to 948 and encodes 290 amino acids.
CCCUGCGGCGGCGGCGGCAGCGAGGCGAGAGCCGGGGCCGGGGGCGGCGGCGCCCGCAGCCCGCCCGCCACCAACAUGCCCUUUGACUUCAGGAGGUUUGACAUCUACAGGAAGGUGCCAAAAGACCUUACACAGCCAACCUACACAGGGGCCAUUAUCUCUGUCUGCUGCUGCCUCUUCAUACUGUUUCUCUUCCUGUCUGAGCUCACCGGAUUCAUAGCCACUGAAAUAGUUAAUGAACUCUAUGUGGAUGACCCAGACAAAGACAGUGGAGGUAAAAUAGAAGUGAAUUUGAACAUCAGUUUGCCAAACCUGCAUUGUGAAUUGGUUGGACUAGACAUCCAAGAUGAAAUGGGAAGGCACGAAGUGGGUCAUAUCGACAACUCGAUGAAGAUCCCUCUCAAUAAUGGGGAUGGCUGCAGGUUUGAGGGCCAUUUCAGCAUCAACAAGGUCCCUGGGAACUUUCACGUGUCGACGCACAGCGCCACUGCACAGCCCCAGAACCCCGACAUGACUCACGUCAUCCACAAGCUCUCCUUUGGGGACAAGUUACAGGUCCAUAACGUUCACGGAGCAUUCAAUGCCUUGGAGGGAGCAGACAAGCUCAGCUCAAAUCCCCUUGCAUCUCACGAUUAUAUACUGAAGAUAGUCCCGACGGUGUACGAAGACAUGAGCGGGAAGCAGCGAUACUCCUACCAAUACACAGUAGCAAACAAGGAGUAUGUAGCCUACAGCCACACCGGCCGCAUUAUCCCAGCCAUCUGGUUUCGUUAUGACUUGAGCCCCAUCACAGUGAAAUACACAGAGAGGCGACAGCCUUUGUACAGGUUUAUCACGUCGAUAUGUGCCAUCAUUGGAGGAACAUUUACUGUAGCUGGGAUCCUGGACUCCUGCAUUUUCACAGCAUCAGAGGCCUGGAAGAAGAUCCAGCUGGGGAAAAUGCAGUAGCAGUGAAACUCUACCCUCGUCUCAAAGGACAGGAGAAAAGAUAGAGAAAUCUACCACUACCUGUUUUUGUCUUUAUUUUCUAUUUGAUUGAAUCAGUAUGUUUUUCUCUAAUCAGGCUGUUCAGUGAAGAUGUCUUCAACAAAUCAAAGAAAUCUCAUGCAUUUCAGAGCUCUGAGAGGGAAAAAUCAGUGGAAUCAGGGUGUGGAUUUCGAUUCCCUCCCCCCAGAAAGAGAGGUUGAAAUGCCAUAUAUGAAAUACACCGUCAGCUCUAAAUAAGGACAGCAGGGUGUUCUCUGGGAGGUUCCUGUGGCAGUGUACAAACUAGGUAGUAGAUUGCAAAGAGUUGAACUGUCUUGUGGCACUUUUUGGAGUUCUGUUGGAUUUGCAUGAUUAGACAAUCGACUUUUGUAUAGGGCAAAAUUAUACAUUAGGAAGAAAUUCCACCCAUGGUGCCAAAAAGGUGAUGUAUCUGUUGGUGAGGAAUGGAAAGUGUUAGUCCCCAUGGCAAACUUUAGAGACAGAGGGCAUAAAUAACAUCAGGAAAUGUUUUGUGCUUUUAUUGAAAGCUCAGUUGUUCAGAUACAACCUUUCAAUGAAGUGGACAAACAAGAAGAGGAAGCCUUCUCCCAGCUGCCUUUUCGUGGGUAACCUGUGAUCCCAGCAGUGGAGGGCAUUUCUUUUACUCUGGAUUUAAAAGUGGUUUCAUUUCUUCCCAGAAACUGAAUAUCCAGUCUUGUGUUUACAGGUGGCAUGAAGUAAAAACCAAACUGAGCAACACAGUUUUAUGUGGCCUUUGCUUUGAAAGGGAAUUGUUGUCUUUACAACAUAAGCUUUUAUUUUUUUCUUAUGUUUUUAAACACAGACCACCCAACAGUCUGGAUUCUCCACUUCUGCUUUAUUAUUAUUGCUGUUGUUUUGUUGAAAAGAGGUAGUAUAUUCUCUGUGCUCAGAAAAAUGGUGCAGCCUUCUGGGUGGAUGAGCACAGCUUCCUUCUUGCAUUAUGUGUGUAUAUUCAGUACACCUGUUAAACACAGGAAAUCUGACUUUCCAGGAUUUAAGGUGCCUCCCUUUUCCUUAAAAACUCAGUCAGGAAUCUUUUCUGAGCCCUGGGCUGACACUGUUCUCCCACAGGUACAGCAGUAGCAGGGCAGCAUUCCCACAGGCUGGCCCCUGCUUGGAGUUUUGUUCUAUUGCUUAAAAUGGUACCUGAGCUUCCCUGUCCAUUCCUUCAAGCCUUGUCUUCUGGGGUCUCCAAUAAAUGGAGGUGUGAGGGGAAAACUGCUGCCAGAUGUGACUUGCAUGUCAUGGUGGACAUGAGUUCACUAAAAUUAGACCAAAUGCCCACCAGUGCUUUUUCCAUGACCCCAUCCAUGUUCCUUGAGUAGUAACGGUCUCCGCAUGCGUUGUAAAUGUCUGAGCUGAGGACACGCAAAUUUUAAGUGUUCCAGGAUGGAUAAAAAUCAUAAAAUAAAAAUCCUUAACUCAAUGCUGUAAAUUCUAAGAUGGUUGCAGGGUUUCUCUUUGAUAAUAUCUACUGCCCCCUUUUCCUGGAGGCAAACAUUAUGCUGUAAUGAUAUGAAUCCUUGAAUAUUCAGUGUUAUUGUUAGAGUCAGAUGCAUUUCAAAACAAUUUUAAUACAUGUCUGUUGAAAUUGUCUCAUUGCUGUGGAAGUAGGGAAGGUGUAGCCAGUUUUAUCCAUGCACCAAAAAGAAGCAGCCAAUCAUCUGCCCUGUAGUGACUUGGGACAAACGACAGCAUUGGAAUUUUUCCCUGUUCUUAUUCUGGACUGAUUGCUAUGACUUUAGUUGUAAAUUGGAUUGUGUAACUUCCUGUAUCUGUUCAUGUAUGGAUAGAUUUUAUACAUUUUUUUCCAUUUACAAAAAUCAACUUGAAAAUGA